Phasianus colchicus (ring-necked pheasant) is the source of this 3171-nucleotide messenger RNA. It is a transcript of the gene PCIF1, whose product is annotated as phosphorylated CTD interacting factor 1. The record is from RefSeq and is a predicted model, not a curated record. NCBI's taxonomy places the organism in Eukaryota, Metazoa, Chordata, Aves, Galliformes, Phasianidae. Gene Ontology annotation, molecular function: mRNA (2'-O-methyladenosine-N6-)-methyltransferase activity; RNA polymerase II C-terminal domain binding. Gene Ontology annotation, cellular component: nucleus.
CGGCGGCGGGGCGGGCGAGGCGGAGGUGGGGCGGCGGCGGGAAGCGCGACGGUGCGCGGUGCCCACAGCCCCCGGCCUCACGCCCAGCGGCCCCCGCGGGCACGGCGCGGGACGCCCCGCUAUGAGGAUGCGGCCCCGGCGCGCCAGCGGCGAGCACCGAGCGACGGCCCCGCGUCCCGCCCGGCAGCAGCGCGCCCCCUGUGGUUGCUGAGAAAUGGCCAAUGAGAAUCACGGAAGCCCUGCGGAGGAAGCAUCUCUAAUGAGUCACUCACCUGGCACCUCCAACCAGAACCAGCCCAGCUCCCCCAAACCUAUGCGACUGGUACAGGACCUCCCAGAUGAGCUGGUGCAGGCUGGCUGGGAGAAGUGCUGGAGCAAGAGGGAGAAUCGCCCGUAUUACUUCAAUCGCUUCACCAAUCAGUCCCUGUGGGAAAUGCCUGUUCUGGGACAGCAUGAUGUCAUUUCAGACCCUCUGGGAUUGAAUGCAGCUCCUAUGCCACUGGAAAGUGGAAUGGUAGAGACCUCAGUGGAGAGCAAGCAGAGGAAGAGGAGAUUCUCUGAGGAGGUUCCCCCAAGUGGCAACAGUGUGAAAAAGCCCAAGUCGGAUAUUCCGGGGACCCCAGCCACUCAGCCAGUCCCCAGCUCUCCCAGUAUUCCAGGAUCCUCUGUUUUGAAGGCGUGGUGUGUUUCACCUGAAGAUAAGCAGCAGGCAGCUCUUCUACGGCCAACUGAAGUAUACUGGGACCUGGAUAUUCAGACAAAUGCAGUGAUUAAGCAGAGGGCACCAUCUGAAGUGCUUUCUCCACACCCUGAAGUGGAGCUGCUUCGAUCCCAGCUCAUUCUCAAAUUGCGGCAACAUUAUCGUGAGCUCUGCCAGCAGAGAGAAGGGAUUGACCCCCCAAGGGAGUCUUUUAACCGCUGGAUGUUGGAGAGGAAGGUGGUAGAUAAAGGGACAGAUCCUCUUUUACCAAGUGACUGCGAGCCAGUAGUGUCUCCUUCCAUGUUCAGAGAAAUCAUGAAUGACAUUCCCAUCAGGCUAUCCAGAAUUAAGUUCCGUGAAGAAGCCAAGAGACUGCUCUUCAAGUAUGCUGAGGCUGCAAAACGGCUCAUUGAAUCCAGGAGUGCAUCACCAGACAGCAGGAAGGUGGUGAAAUGGAAUGUGGAGGACACCUUCAGCUGGCUGCGACGGGACCAUUCUGCUUCUAAGGAGGACUACAUGGACCGCCUGGAGCACCUACGCAAGCAGUGUGGGCCCCACGUGUCUGCUGCAGCAAAGGACUCUGUUGAAGGCAUCUGCAGUAAGAUUUACUACAUAUCCCUUGAAUAUGUCAAGCGGAUCCGGGAGAAGCAUCUUGCCAUCCUCAAAGAAAACAAUAUAUCUGCUGAGGUAGAAGCUCCUGAAGUCCAGGACAGGCUCGUGUACUGUUACCCAGUGAGACUGGCCAUCCCCUCCCCACCACUCCCCAGUGUGGAAAUGCACAUGGAAAACAAUGUGGCAUGUGUGCGGUACAAGGGGGAAAUGGUGAAAGUGAGCCGCAACUACUUCAGCAAGCUGUGGCUUCUCUAUCGGUACAGUUGCAUUGAUGACUCUGGCUUUGAAAAGUUCCUACCCAGGGUUUGGUGCCUUCUCCGUCGAUACCAGAUGAUGUUCGGUGUGGGUCUGUAUGAAGGAACUGGCCUGCAGGGGGCACUUCCCGUACACGUCUUUGAAGCCCUCCACAAGCUCUUUGGAGUGAGUUUUGAAUGCUUUGCCUCGCCACUGAAUUGCUAUUUUAAACAGUACUGUUCGGCCUUCUUGGAUACAGACGGGUAUUUUGGAUCCAGGGGCCCGUGCCUGGAUUUCUUCCCUAUAAGUGGGUCUUUUGAGGCAAAUCCUCCGUUCUGUGAGGAGCUGAUGGAUGCCAUGGUCUCUCACUUUGAGAAACUGCUGGAGAGCUCCAGUGAGCCCCUGUCCUUUAUUGUCUUCAUCCCUGAGUGGAGGGACCCUCCCACACCCGCACUGACCCGCAUGGAGCAGAGCAAGUUCAAGAGGCACCAGCUCAUCCUGUCAGCCUUCGAUCACGAAUAUCGCAGCGGGUCUCAGCAUGUCUGCAAAAAGGAGGAGAUGUACUACAAGGCUGUGCACAACACCGCCGUCCUCUUCCUGCAGAACAGCGCAGGCUUCGCCAAGUGGGAGCCCACGCCAGAGCGGCUGCAGGAACUCGUUGCGGCCUACAAGCAUUCAGGCCGGACCCUCAGCUCCUCGUCGUCCUCCUCCUCCUCGUCCACCUCCUCCACAGACAAGGAGCGAGAGCUGGGCCGGGAGCAAAGCAGCAGCCGGGAGACCAAUGCUAACUGAGGCGCAGAGGUGAGAGGCAGCAGGGGAGGUGCCGGCGGGCCCGAGGAGGCUUGCCGGGCAGGCGGAGAGACUGCUGGCUGUGCAGCACCGGCCCGGGGAACUCUUGCCCAGCAGCUCACGGCACCAGCCUUCCCCUGCAAACCGCACGCCGCCCGCGCCCAGCAGCGCCAGGAGCGCCCGGCUGCCGGCAGGGAGAGGAGCUGGGCCACGGCCUGGCUGGAGGGCCAGGGACCCACGUGUGGGCGGCAGGAGGAGCGGGCGGCCCCGUGGGUGCCCAUAUGUGGAUGGAAGGAGCGGCCGGAGCUGGGACGCACGCUAAGGGCGGAAGGACAGCGAGAGGGACGGCCGGCACGAGGCUCAGUGCUCGGCGCUGUGGCUGGAAGGGCCCCAGCGGCGGCCGCAGCCCGGCACACGCAGGAGAAACGCGGGCAGAGCCCGGGGUCCUGCGGCCGGACUGGCACCAGCACCGCCAUAGUGUCCAUAGUGUAAAUAGUUCUGUCUGUGUUCCUGAGCUCCCGGCAGGGCUGUGCCCGUCGCACCGCGUUCCCUUCCCACGUUGUGAGUCCCGUGUUGGCCGACGCUGUGUACCGUACCGGAGAGGAGCGGAGGAGAGAAAUUCCUUUGGUGUGUAAAGACGUCUUUGCAGCUGUUUUGUAGUCAUUGUGGUUUUUAUGCAGAGCCUCUGGGUUGUAUUUAACCUCCGUGGGUUUUGUUUUUUAAGGAUUAAUUUAACACCGCUAACCAUUUUAUUACUUUUAUCAAGAAGAGCAAAGUCUAUUUUUGAUUUCUGUUUCCUAGUUCUUAGGAACAUUAAAAACCAGCAUUCAGCUCUG